Trematosphaeria pertusa is the source of this 969-nucleotide messenger RNA. RefSeq lists its product as uncharacterized. The record is from RefSeq and is a predicted model, not a curated record. The transcript has a single exon. NCBI's taxonomy places the organism in Eukaryota, Fungi, Ascomycota, Dothideomycetes, Pleosporales, Trematosphaeriaceae. The annotation marks the transcript as partial.
CUAAUCGCGCUCCUCACUCGGAAGACGCACGGCGUUCUCAUCCCUCCGCCCAAGCCCCACGACAUGUCCUGGGAGGUCGCACACGCUCGUACUUCUCUGGUCGACACAUCGCGCAAGGAUCCGUACAGCCCGAGCGAGGACCGGAAGCUAGGUGUCUCGAUCUUCGUCCCUGUCUUCAAGCCUUAUUGCACGAAGCAAUGCGACAAUGUCUACAUGCCGGACCAGACAGCCCGCACAAGCAAUCUCCAGUUCUUCGGCGAUGAGAACGCGAACGUCUUCGAGAAACUGUACUUCAAGUCAUGCUGCGCUUCAUAUGGCGAGACGGAUCUGGGGGCCCAUAGGCUCGUGGUGUUGGAGCCCGGCGUGGCUACGAGCCGGGAGGUGUACAACCAGCUGGCCCGCCAGAUGAGCGCGAACGGGUUUGUGGUCGUGACCAUAGAUCACCCACACGAUGCUUCUAUCGUGGAAUUCCUUGACGCGAAUGACAAGAGCGUAAUCGCCAACAACGGCACCGUGGACCUAUGUUCAUUCAGCCCGGCAACAUCUUGGAACGAUACAGUGACUAAGGCAGUCGACGCCAGAACAGACGACAUCAAUUUCAUGCUUACCCAGCUGAGCAACAUUUCCCUCUUCGAGCGUCUCUUUCCGGACUUGAAGCUCCACGCCGGCUCGCCUUUGAACUCGGAUUCGUUCGUUAUCAUGGGUCACGGCCUUGGGGGUACCGUCGCAACAAUGUUCUCCGCUCAAGACAAACGGACCGUCUUUUCAAUCAACCUCUCCGGCACCACUCCAGUGUUGCAGACAGAUGUCAAGAACCACGUCAUCUUCUUCGGCCGUGACGAAUAUACUCGAGAUGAUGAUGCCAACUGGAAGCAGUCCUGGAAGCACUUCACUGGCUCAGUCGUGGAGUGGGACAUGCACAAAGGCGGUCAGAUGGACUAUACUGAUUUGCCAUUGAUGGUGAGUCUG